Molecule: messenger RNA, 3351 nt
Organism: Linum tenue
Lineage: Eukaryota; Viridiplantae; Streptophyta; Magnoliopsida; Malpighiales; Linaceae
Source: the annotation of a GenBank genome assembly
AUUUCUGCCUUCCGCCGGACUCCCGGGGAAAAUGAAGCUAUGGCGUCCCCGACGAAGAACCAUUACGAAUCCGAGCUUUAUCUCAACCAGCAACUUCUGCACCUGCAAUCCCUGCAGACCCGAUAAUGACGAAAAAGAUAGAGAUACCGACUUCGUCGGGGUUCUCGAAACGAUCGUACGAGGAAAGCAAAGCUGGAGAGCAGCUUUCAGCAAUCCCUCUCUAUGUGCUACACUGAGGAGCCGCCAUGUAGAGCAAGUGUUAGUUCGAACAGUUGACGACUCCAGGUUAGCUUUGCGGUUCUUCAAUUUCCUAGGCUUGCACAGGAAUUUCGACCAUUCAGCGCUGUCCUUCUGCAUUCUAAUUCAUUCGCUGGCCAAUGCUAAUCUUCACUGGCCCGCUUCUUCACUUCUGCAAACGUUGCUGCAUCGCGGGUUGGAGCCAAGGCAGGUUUUUGAGGCUCUCUUGGACUCGUCCCGCUUGUGCAGAUUUAGCUCUGGUUUGGGCUUCGAUCUGUUGAUCCAGAAUUAUGUGGCCAACAAGAGAAUGGCUGAUGCUGCUUUGGUUUUUAGAUUGGUGAAAGGCUGCGGCUUAUUUCCAGAGGUUAGGACUUUGGGUGUGCUCCUGAAUGGGUUCGUGAAAAUUAGGCAAUUUGAUACGGUUCUGUUUUUGUAUGAUGAGGUUGUGAAUGCUGGAAUUAUACCUGGUGUUUACAUCAACACAGCAGUUAUUAGAAGCUUGUGUGAACUGAAGGAGUUCGUGAGAGCAAAGGAGAUGAUUCAAUGGAUGGAAAGGGAGAGAUUUGAGGUAGGUAUAGUGGGUUAUAAUAUGCUCAUUCAUGGGUUUUGCAAGAGCCAAAGAGUUUGGGAGGCUGUUGAAAUUAAGAAUAGUUUGACUAAAAAAAAUCUAAGAGCUGAUGUGGUUACUUAUUGCACUUUAGUACUUGGGUUGUGCAAAGUGCAAGCAUUUGAUGUUGGCCUAAUGAUGAUAAAUGAAAUGAUUGACUCCGGGUUUGUUCCGAGUGAAGCUUCGGUUUCAAGCCUUGUUGAGGGUUUGAGGAAGACCGGGAGGAUUAGGGAUGCUUAUGAUCUGGUAAAUAAGGUUGAGGAAGUUGGUGCAACCCCUAGUUUGUUUGUGUACAACGCAUUGAUCAAUUCCUUUUGUAAAGAGGGGAAAUUCAAUGAAGCUGAGUUUCUUUUUGAAGCCAUGACAAGGAAAGGUUUAUGUCCAAAUGAUGUCACUUAUUCUAUUUUGAUUGAUUCAUAUUGCCGACGGGGGAAGCUAGAUUCUGCAAUUCAAUCUCUUAACAGAAUGAUUGAGGCAGGGAUAAAAGUCACAGUCUAUCCAUACAAUUCUCUAAUCAAUGGUCAUUGCAAGAUUGGCAACUUGAACGCAGCAUGGUCUUUCUUCGAUGAGAUGGUUAACAUAGGUUUGGUACCCACUAUUGUAACUUACACUUCACUGAUAAGUGGACUCUGCAACAAUGCAGACAUACACAAAGCACUUAAAUUGUACAAUGAGAUGACCGGGAAGGGGAUUGCUCCAAAUAUUUAUACGUUCACUGCACUCAUACACGGCUUUUGUCAAGCAAAUAUGAUGAAUGAAGCUAUCUGUAUGUUCAAAGAUAUGGUGAAUUGGGAUGUUAUGCCAAAUGAGGUGACUUACAAUGUCCUGAUAGAAGGACACUGCAAAGACGGUAACACAACCGAGGCUUUUGUUUUAUUUGAUGAAAUGUUGAAUAAGGGUCUUGUUCCAGAUACAUUUACCUAUAGGCCUCUAAUUGGUGGCCUUUGUUCUACUGGUAGAGUUUCUGAAGCUAAGGAGUUUAUUGACAGCCUUCAUAGAGAGCAUCACAAGUUAAACGAGCUAUGUUAUAGUGCACUACUUCAAGGCUAUUGCAAGGAAGGAAGAAUAAUCGAUGCUCUGAUUUCUGCUCGCGAGAUGGUAGAUCGAGGCAUUGACAUGGAUCUAGUGUGUUACUCUGUGCUUGUAGAUGGAACCAUGAGGAAGCAUGAUACAAAAAAGUUGUUGGGUCUUUUAAAUGAUAUGCGGAAUCAGGGAUUGAAGCCAGACAAUGUAAUGUAUACAAGCAUGAUUGAUGGUCAUGGGAAAAUAGGGAAUCUUAAGGAAGCAUUAGGACUUUGGGAUAUUAUGAUCAAUGAAGGAUGCAUUCCAAGUACAAUAACUUACACUGCCCUCAUAAAUGGUUUGUGCAAAGCAGGAUUGAUGGAUAAGGCUAUGCUUCUUUUCAAGGAAAUGUUGGCUGGCAGCUCUCUUCCAAAUCGUGUGACAUAUACCUGUUUUCUGGACCAUCUAGCCAGGGAUGGAAACAUGGAGGAAGCUAGAGAACUUCACAACAUCAUGAUGAAAGAUUUUCUAGCCAACACCGUUUCAUGCAAUAUUCUUAUCCGAGGCUUGUGUAGAUCAGGUAAGAUGGAAGAGGCAAUGGAACUUAUAGAUGGAAUGACUGAGGCUGGUAUCUUCCCUGAUUGCAUUACAUACUCUACGAUAAUAUAUGAGUACUGCAGAAGAGGAAAAUUGAAGGAAGCCUUAGAUUUGUGGGGGAGUAUGUUAAGUAAGGGCGUGAAGCCUGAUAACCUAGCGUACAAUUUUUUGAUUUACGGUUGCUGUAUUGUUGGGGAAGUGGGAAAGGCAUUGGAAUUACAAGAUGACAUGAUGAAGAAGGGAAUGAGGCUGAAAUUAAGUACUCAUAGUGCUCUGAAUCAUGCAAAUCGUCAUUUGAAAUUGACAGGAUAGGUUUGGUUGUCUCAAAAGUUUGACUUCUAUUGUGACGUGAGGACUGUGUAGUUUCCCAGCCCUGCUUCCGAGAUGAGCCCUUGAUAGUAAGUCUGCACGUGAAAGCUUACAACUAAAUCAUCCAGGCAUACAAGUUAGGGGUGAACCUCCAGAAGAUUUCCGUGCCCUGUUGAAGGAAUGGGAGAAUCUCUGCAAGCAAUAUAUGGUUACUAUCCUUGAAAAGACACGUUCAAGAAGAUCAAUGCCUUCGAAAGUUGGCUUCAAAAGUUGAAGAUUGAAAUGGCGAUAGAAUCAAUGAAGCUGACGUUGCAACUGGUGAAUUUGAAGUCCCAAAGAUAGUCGACAUGUGUUUUGGUGAUCAUAGUUCUUCUGGGAGCCAUGGAUUGAAACUUAAGAAUGGGAAAUUUGCCGGAAGCCAAAGUAAGAGCGUGAAGCCUGAUACGCUAGCUUACAAUUUUUGUUUACAUACAGUUGUAUAUGUUGGGGAAGUGGGGAUGUCACUGGAAUCACGAGAUCACAUGAUGACGAAGGGAAUGAGGCUGAAAUUAAGUACUCCCAGUGCACAGAAUCAUAGUAGCAUACAACUCUUCAUUUGA